GCAAGUAUAGAUGUUGGUAAUGGAAGACAAGCAACCCUUACCAGACCGGGGUCCUUCCUCAUUACCCCUGAGCUUGAUUUCUCCCUGGUCUCCGUACACACUCUCGCUCGCCUGGGUGUUGGCUACAAUAAAUUUAAGCCCACCUCCAACCUUAUUGGCUAUAUUGUUAGUCCCUCCGGCCGAGACGUCCUCGCGCGGAGUGCUCGAGUGGGACUGGUCAUCGGACGGGUGUACCGCCGUGCCGGACAGCCCUUGGGGCUUCCCGUUUAA
This is a messenger RNA of Neurospora tetraspora, 270 nucleotides long. RefSeq lists its product as uncharacterized. Lineage: Eukaryota; Fungi; Ascomycota; Sordariomycetes; Sordariales; Sordariaceae. The annotation marks the transcript as partial. The record is from RefSeq and is a predicted model, not a curated record. The transcript has a single exon.